Molecule: messenger RNA, 486 nt
Organism: Corylus avellana
Lineage: Eukaryota; Viridiplantae; Streptophyta; Magnoliopsida; Fagales; Betulaceae
Source: RefSeq, a predicted model, not a curated record
AUGAUGUUUGAUUCAAUAGCACCAGAGGGUAGGGAUGUGGUAACUUGGACUGUCAUGAUUGGCGGGUAUGCUCAGAAUGGAGAAGCCAAUGAUGUACUGGAGCUUUUCUCCCAGAUGCUUGGACAGGAGAGUUUUUUAAAGCCAAAUGCUUUUACUAUAGCUUGUGCUCUGGUCGCUUGUUCUCGUUUGGGUGCCCUGAGGUUUGCUAUGGGGCAUGUUCCUGAGAUGAGCUUUGCUCUUCAUGAUGUCGACGAUGAGGAGAAGGGUGGGCUUCUUCUUGAACAUAGUGAGAAGUUGGCGCUUGCAUACGGCAUCCUUACAUCACCUGCAGGGGCACCCAUCCGAAUCACCAAGAACUUGCGCGUAUGUGGUGAUUGCCACACUGCUAUCACCUACAUAUCCAAGAUCAUUGACGAUGAAAUUAUCUUGAGAGACUCGAGCCGCUUCCAUCAUUUCAGGAAAGGAUCCUGCUCCUGCAGAGGGUAA